Vombatus ursinus (common wombat) is the source of this 967-nucleotide messenger RNA. RefSeq names its product troponin I2, fast skeletal type (gene TNNI2). Gene Ontology annotation, biological process: muscle contraction. Lineage: Eukaryota; Metazoa; Chordata; Mammalia; Diprotodontia; Vombatidae. The coding region runs from base 77 to 625 and encodes 182 amino acids. The transcript has 8 exons. The record is from RefSeq and is a predicted model, not a curated record. Gene Ontology annotation, cellular component: troponin complex.
CCAUCUCCUGUCCUGACCUCUUACCAUCUGCUGUGUACUUUUCAGGGAAGCUAGGUUCUAACCCCAAGACCUCAAGAUGGGAGAUGAAGAGAAAAGGAACAGGGCCAUUACGGCCCGCAGGCAGCACCUGAAGAGUGUCAUGCUCCAGAUAGCUGCCACUGAGCUAGAGAAAGAAGAAACUCGCCGGCAAUCGGAGAAAGCCAACUAUCUAUCUGAGCACUGCCCUCCCUUGCACCUGCCAGGGUCUAUGUCUGAAGUGCAGGACCUUUGCAGACAGCUCCACGCCAAGGUCGAUGCAGCUGAAGAGGAGAAAUAUGAUAUGGAAAUGAAGGUUCAGAAAAGCACAAAGGAGCUGGAAGACAUGAACCAGAAACUCUUUGACCUUCGGGGCAAGUUCAAGAGGCCUCCUCUGAGGAGGGUGCGGAUGUCUGCUGAUGCCAUGCUGAAGGCGCUGCUGGGCUCCAAGCACAAGGUGUGUAUGGACCUGAGAGCCAACCUGAAGCAAGUGAAGAAGGAAGACACCGAGAAGGAAAGGGACCUUCGUGAUGUGGGUGACUGGAGGAAGAAUAUUGAAGAAAAGUCUGGAAUGGAGGGCAGAAAGAAGAUGUUUGAGACUGAGUCCUAGGCCUGCUCGCCCGCCCUCCUGCAGCUGCCUUCCCGCCUACUUGUCUACCCACCUGCCCACCAGCCUGCCCACUUGCCCACCCUCCCACCUCCUGGGCCUCCCAUUCCCAUCCCAGCCCUAUGUAUUCCAGGCCCAUUUCUCCUGCUCCUGUGCCAAGGCCAGCCCCUCAGAACCCGGCUCCUUGCCCUGCCCUGUGGCCCCAAGGACCCCUGCACAGGCUCAGCUCUGCUCGGCUGCACUUUUCCAAAGGGCCCAAGAGAGUGAGAGCAGAUGGAGAGUGAAGCAGAAGUCAGCCCCGCCCCCCAGGUGUGCAGUAGGGUGGGGCCCCACCCUCUCCAGAAA